UGCAAUCCAUUUCCAUCCUUUUUCCUUACCAAUCCAUUGCACACCUUUCACCUCUGAACUUUUGUUCAUGUGAAAUCGUACAUGAGUCGCUAAGCUGCCUCUUCAAAGAAUGGGUUAACUAGUCUCGGGUUUCAAGUUUAAUUGAAUUUAUUUAUGUACAAAUAACCUUUUAAAUGAAAUUUGUUUUUAAAUUAAACAAUUUGUUUGAUUUAAAAUACUUCGAAAGUACAGCCAGUUAACACAUUCCAAUGAGGUCUUCCUCUCCUUUCGUUCCGCUGGUUUGUUCAUAAGAAUUAUCUUAUGUUCAAAUCAGAACGCUACCAAACAAAUAUUAACCGUGCUUAAUAUUUGCAGAAAAGUGAUAUAGAAAUAUUUACCAAAGUAUAUUUUUGAUGUGAAAUUAUCAAUUAAAUUCCGUCGAAGUACAAAAUAUAUACGCAGUGUUGAAAGUGAUUAGUGUUAAAAGUGAAAUUAAAAAAUGUGUUAAACUUUAAAGACUUAAAAUGACAUUACGGAAAACAAUUAGUGACGUCAAACGGUUUUGUGUGAAACGUGUCAAAAGCAAAACGAUAUGGGAUGAGUCACAGUGAAAAAUGUUACAGCGAAACCACUAUCCAGUACCAAGAUGAUGCGCGACAUUCAAGAUGCCGCAGCAGGCGCAGGCGGCGCGAUGGAGGAAAACGAGGGAGGAGGGAGUGGGGUUGCCGAGGGAGAUAUGGACGAUUGCGGCUCUCUUUCACUUCCCCCAGACCUUCCACCGUAUUCAGGCGAUUAUAUCAUCAGUGAUUACAUGGAACGCCUCGGUACGAGACUUAAUAUACUCGAAACAGAACUUAAAUACGCUUGGCGAGCUCUGGACCUGCUCAGCCAAGAAUAUGUUAGAAUGUGGGAAAGAUUGGAAAGAUUAGAAGCACUACUAGCAGAUCAACAGGGUGUAAUUUCGACUUUACUGGAUUUUUAUACGUGUCGUACGGUGACAUCUAGAGAUUCGAUGACGAGGCUAGAAGUUAUAAGAGAAAUACUAGGAAACGGUUCCGUUGAAGAUGGCAUAGAAGAGGGCUUGGAUGUGGGGCGUUCUGUAUUGAUAAAUCCUCAAGAUGAAGUCAUGGAAUCUGAUGAGGCGUUUUAUAAAAGCUUAAAUCAAGCUUAUAGGGACGACCUAGUUUGUGAAGAAAGUUCCUUGCCGAAUUCGCAGCUUGGCAUGAUCUGGGAGGCGCCCGAAGAACCCGAUAUGGAACUAAUGCCACCUUCAUCCCGACAAGUAUAUAGCGCAAGCGACUACAAAGAUUACUGUGGUUUACAAGGUGGACCCAGUAUUAGUGAAAGAGAUUUGGUACAUCUGUCUACUUUAAGUACAAUAGAUCAAAUCACUGUAGAUAAAUUACAUGAAUUAGAUAGAUUGACAAACCAAUUACACAAAGAUUCGAGAGAGUUAAAAGACUUGAAAACUAGACUUCUUAGUCCUAACACAAAAAUGGCAUCUAAUCGGGAUAGAGAAAUUGAAGCGCAAGCAUUGGCUGAAGAUGGAAACAUAAUAAACGAGCAAUUAAAAAGUGUUUACUCUGGCGGAGACAACUGGGGUAUAAACGAGAUGAUGAAAAGUUUUGAUGACUUCGUUUUGAAUGUACCCAAGGAGUCACUUCCAAGAGAUAAGUCUCCUUCAAGAUUAUCUUUAACUGAGAACACAACGCCAGAAAGAAAAUUAGAUUAUUUACCAGCAAAUAUAUCACCCAGACGAAAAUUUGUACCAGAAAGAACGACUACAGAACCAUAUACUACUGUAACAGGGCGUUUAGCUUAUAGUUCAGCUGUCGCUAAUGCGGAAAUAAAUGCUGCAAAGUCAAAUAAAUCUCCUAGCGCGUUGUCAAGGGAACGUUUCGAUUAUAGUUCAAAUUAUCAACUACAAGACACUACCCGACAAAAUUACUAUUCAUCUAAAACAUCUCAAACAUUUGAAGAUGUAUACAAAUCUUCUUCUAGUCAACAUUCACCACUUUCUGUUCAUGAUAUAUAUGCAGAACCUAUUGACAGUUUAAAUUAUGAUGAAUCUCGAUUGAAUAAAUCACCAAGUCCUCCGCCACCAGCUCCUCCAAAUGGAGUUGAAUUAUUUUCUUCUAUUGAAAACCACGGUGAGAUACCUUUAAGACAAGCGAUGUUAUCAACAGGAUCAAUUCCCAUGGAUUCUUUACGUUUAAGCCCUCGGUCUCCGAAAUCUCCAAAAACCUCUCCUAAACUCUUAAAAAGAGAUUCAACUAAUAUCGUAGCAGCGAAAUCAGAUUCUGGACUGUCAUCUAUGAGUGGUUGGUCCAGUCUUGAAAAAAGCCCUGGAUCACCAAAGACAUCGAGAACUUCACAUAGCAAUUACGAAUCUCAAAAAUUAAAAAUGGUCUCUCCCCAAGCUAUUCAAAAAGCUUAUGAAGUUGACCCAAAGCCAUAUUUAGAAACGUUAGUUGAUUCCUAUGCAUUUGAAGCACAAGGUGGAAAAAUCAACUACAAUUUUCUAAAGGAAGGAAACGAUAUUUCGGAAUCUAAAGAUCUAAGUAGGUUACAAGACAAAAUAGAUGCUGGAUUCCUAAAACCUGAUAUGUCAUACUCAAAUCAAGCUAUAACCAAUAUGAGUGAAUACUACUACGGAAACGAAGCGCCAUCAAUUUAUUCGGUAGCAGGAAACAGACAACCUAUUUUUACUACAGUGUAUAGUACUCCAAGAGGUAUGUUGGGAGAAGAAAGCAAUUUUGCAGAGAUAUUGGACGGAAAUGAAAUUUCUCAGACAAUGUCUAAAUCAGCAAUUGAAUCUUAUCCGCCUGAACCUAGCUAUCACGCACAAACAGUUGUCUUAUCUGCAGCAAGUGCUGGUAAAAAGCCUUUAAUUAGAGCUAACACAAUUGGUCCAAAUGACCCCCAUUUUUAUCAAAACGGUUAUAAAGUUACGAAUCAUCGUACUGGCUACCCACCAGGAAGUCUAACUGAUGCCUUAUCCUAUUAUCCUACCUCGAGUCGGUAUGAUUCUCCAAAAAGAGUGUCUCUAGAAGACCAAUUGUCAUGGCAAGGUGGUGGUAGUCGAUCUCCGACUAGUUCGAUAGAAACAGCUAGUCUGAAGUCUAGAUCAUUAAGCAUCAGUGAAAGAAAACACUUUCAGAAUCAACUGCAACAAGAGUAUUUUAAACAGCAGCAAUAUGAUGAGCGUAAUGGUAAUGUAAUUCGAGAAGUUCAAGAAUAUAAAACACCAGAUGCGGAUCACACUUCUUUAAGAAAGGAGCAAUUUGUUGAUUCAAGUGGGAUUUUAGUUUCCGAGUCGGGAUAUUUAUCAAUUUCUUCAAAUCUCAAACUAAAAAGUCAGGACAAGUCAUCAAAAAAACCUAAAAGAGCUUCAUCGUUACGAUCUGCAAUGUCUUCAAUGAGCCAGUGGUUGCCUGAUUUACAUUUGCCAAAAAAACAUAGAUCGCACUCCUUGCCAUCUGGUGUAGAUAACAUGGAACAACCACAACCGGAGAAAUCUCUUAAAGAGAGAAUUUUAUCGGCACAGAGAAGAAAAAAAAAGUAUCAUUUGGUUGCAUCGAUGUCAGGCUUACUUCAAAAAGCCAGACGAAAACAACAAACCAGUCAUCAAUCUUUAUCGGAUCCUGAAACAUCAGAAACAGAAUGGUCUGGAGGAAGAUCGAGUGCUCAAUCGGAAGAUAGUGACAGUGUCUUUUCUGAUUCAACACAUGAAGGUAACGUCUUUGCUAAAGUCCCGACAAAACAAAAACAAAGAAAAUCUAAUAACCAAGAAAUUGUAGAACAGCAGCAAAUGAUUCAGGAAUUGCAACAAAAAGAAGAGUUUAAUGAAGAAAACAUUGAAAGUGUAAUAGAGGAAAAUGAGAAAUAUGUUACGAAUGCUGUCUUACCACGUGAUAAGAGUGAUGACAUUGACUUCCACUUUGCAAGAGUGAGCCAAAUGAAAAAAGACAAUAUAUCUGAAAUUGAAAAACUAGAUAUUGAUACAGAUAUUUCAAACGUAGAUCCAUUUGAAGAUGUAGAAAAAACAGAUAAUCAAUCUCCAACCUCGAUAUUUGCGACUAUUGGAGAUGUUAAAAAAGCUUCUUCUACCACCGAUGAAGACGGUAACGAAAAUAAUAAACCGUACAAUGGAGCUUCUCAGGAAUUUGCAGUAUCACGUGCAUUAGGAAAAUAUCGCCUGCGCAAAUCAACGUCAAUUUCCGAUGAACAAAUAAGUGACAAGUCUCCACCCAAAAUAGACACGAGUUCUCAGGACGAAGGAAAUCAGGAAUCACCCAUUCAAAAUGAUAGGGAUAAGAAACCUGGUAAGCUUAACGCUCCAGAAAUUAUUAAUAACACCUCACAAGAAGAAUUAGUCUCUUACCCUGAACGUAGUCCUUCUAUGCAUAGUGGUCGAGUUUUAUUUAGUAAGUUUUCUACACGUCAUCAGCAAAGUUUGGAUAUUCCUAACAAGCAUGAUGAUGACGAUAGUCGAAGCACUCAUUCUUGGAGAAGUGGUUCUCGUGUUUCAUCUAGAAGGCAAAGUACUGAAGACAGUAUUGAUUCUGAAGAUGAAUGGUAUUGCUACGAGUUGAGAAAACUAGAGGAGAUGGAGAAUCAAUCUCAACAAGAAACGGACAAAGAAAGAACAUUAAUGGAAGAACCAGAAACUAAAGAGAAAUAUCCCGAAGAAACAAAAGAAAUUCUUAAAGAAAAGAUGUCAUUUGUGCUACAAGAAUUGCAACUUAAAACAGCAACUAUUAAAACAAAAUAUGACGAACUUCCAACUAAGGAAUCAUGGAAAGACGUUACAACGUUUCCGGUCAUGGAAGAACAUGAUUCGGAAGAAGGUGAUAAAGAAUACGAGGAAGAUAAAUCUUAUGACUCUGGAUCUGGUGAAACAUCGGGACCAGACAGUCCAGUGCAGAGUGGAGAUGAGUUUGACGAUGAUUAUGAUAUGCCUCAAAUACACGAAGAACCUCAGCGAGUGCAAGAGCCAGCGCCGCAACAAGAACCGCAAGUUGGAAGUAAAUGGAAAUUGUUAAAGGCACUCAAGGAUAGGAAAGCUGAAGAAAAAACUACCGAAACUCCAGUUGCGACUACGCCCUCUACAGAAAAGGACAAAAAUGGUUCCGGCGGAUUCAACGAGCAAGGUGGUCGAGGAAAUGGACAUCCCGGAGAUAACCCGUUCUAUAGCAACAUCGACAGCAUGCCCGAUAUACGACCGAGAAGAAAAUCUAUACCACUCGUCUCUGAACUUGUUCUCAAGACAAUGGCAGCUACUAAGAGGAAUGCAGGUCUGACAUCAGCUGUACACAGAGCAACCUUGAAUGAUGAAGAAUUGAAAAUGCAUGUAUACAAGAAGACGCUGCAAGCUCUCAUCUAUCCCAUUUCAUCGACGACGCCUCAUAACUUUGUUCUAUGGACUGCCACCUCACCUACAUAUUGCUAUGAAUGCGAAGGUUUGCUCUGGGGUAUCGCGCGGCAAGGAGUAAGGUGUACUGAAUGCGGGGUUAAAUGCCACGAGAAAUGCAAGGAUCUCCUCAAUGCUGAUUGUCUACAGAGGGCUGCUGAGAAGUCGUCCAAACACGGCGCGGAGGACAAAGCCAACUCGAUCAUAACCGCCAUGAAGGAGAGAAUGAAACAAAGGGAACGGGACAAACCUGAGAUUUUCGAAUUAAUCAGACGCGUGUUCAGCAUCGAAGGGGAGGGGCAUUCGGCACACAUGAGCACGGUGAAGCAGUCGGUACUCGAUGGAACGUCCAAGUGGAGCGCCAAGAUCGCUAUCACAGUGAUUUGUGCUCAAGGGCUCAUCGCAAAAGACAAGAGCGGCACCUCCGACCCUUACGUAACUGUUCAAGUCAGCAAAGUUAAGAAGAGAACGAGAACAAUGCCACAAGAAUUAAAUCCAGUUUGGAAUGAAAAGUUUUAUUUUGAAUGCCACAAUUCCUCGGAUCGCAUCAAAGUGAGAGUAUGGGACGAAGACAACGACCUCAAAUCCAAACUACGACAGAAAUUGACAAGAGAGUCCGACGAUUUCUUGGGACAGACUAUCAUUGAGGUUCGAACACUAUCAGGAGAAAUGGACGUCUGGUACAACUUAGAGAAGAGGACAGAUAAAUCAGCGGUAUCAGGAGCCAUCAGGUUACAUAUCAACGUGGAGAUUAAAGGAGAAGAGAAGGUAGCCCCGUACCAUGUCCAGUAUACCUGUCUACACGAGAAUUUGUUUCAUUAUCUGUGCGAAGAGAAUGGCGGUGCGGUCACAUUGCCAGCGGCUAGAGGGGAUGAUGCAUGGAAAAUAUACUUCAAUGAAAUACCAGAAGAGAUCGUGGAUGAAUUCGCCAUGAGAUACGGCAUAGAGGCUAUUUAUCAAGCCAUGACGCACUUCCAUUGUCUGUCGACGAAGUACCUGUGCGCGGGUGUACCAGCUGUCAUGUCUACACUUCUGGCCAACAUCAAUGCGUACUACGCUCACACGACUGCCUCAUCAGCGGUCUCUGCAUCGGAUAGAUUUGCCGCAUCUAACUUUGGGAAAGAGAAGUUCGUAAAACUACUGGAUCAGCUGCACAACUCGCUACGUAUCGAUCUGUCGAUGUACCGAAAUAACUUCCCUGCCUCCAGCGCUGAGAAACUGAUGGACCUCAAGUCCACUGUUGACCUGCUCACCAGUAUUACGUUCUUCAGGAUGAAGGUUCAAGAACUAAGUAGCCCACCUCGUGCGAGUACAGUCGUCAAGGAUUGCGUCAAAGCGUGCCUCAGAUCAACUUACCAGUUUCUCUUCGAAAACUGCUACGAAUUGUACAAUAGAGAGUUUCAGGUGGACCCUAACGAAGCUAAACGAGACCCAUCUGAUCACGGACCUCAGCUGGACUCGGUAGACUUUUGGCACAAGUUGAUAGCACUGAUAGUGUCAGUCAUAGAGGAAGAUAGAAACAGCUACGCCCCCGUCCUUAAUCAGUUCCCACAAGAGUUAAACAUUGGUCAGCUAUCGGCAGCAACGAUGUGGUCUCUCUUCGCAGUGGACAUGAAGUACGCUUUAGAGGAGCACGAACAGCACAGGCUCUGCAAGUCUUCCGCUUAUAUGAAUCUACACUUCAAGGUGAAAUGGCUGCACACAAACUACGUGAAGGAUGUGCCCCCAUACUGUGGUGCGGUGCCCGAGUACCCGGCCUGGUUCGAGCCCUUCGUGAUGCAGUGGCUCAACGAGAACGAUGACGUAUCGCUCGAGUAUCUCAAUGGUGCUUUCAACAGAGACAAGAGAGACGGGUUCCAAAAGUCCAGCGAGCAUGCAUUGUUCAGCAACUCCGUGGUAGAUGUCUUCACACAGCUAACACAAUGCUUCGACGUGGUCUCCAAGCUGGAGUGUCCCGACCCUGAGAUCUGGAAGCGGUAUAUGAAGAGAUUCGCCAAAACCAUCGUCAAAGUGCUCGUCGCCUACGCUGAUAUAGUAAAGAAGGAAUUCCCUGAACAUCUAAAGGAGGAGAGAGUGGCAUGUAUUCUGAUGAAUAACAUCCAACAACUGAGGGUACAACUGGAGAAGAUGUUCGAGGCGAUGGGGGGCACCAAGUUAGAGCGCGACGCCGCCGACAUCCUGCACGACCUGCAGCAGAGCCUCAACACCACGCUCGAUGAACUCGCCUCAAUGUUCGCUAACAGCUUGGAGAUCCGUAUAACGGCCAGCGUGAAGGAGCUGGGCGAGCUACUUCAGAAGGUAGGCGGAGGCGCGGCGCCGGGACAACCGCAGCCGCCUGCACACCACGAAGCAGAUGAAGUUCUACGACCACUUAUGGACAUAUUGGAUGGGUCACUAACCAUGUAUGCAGAGUCGUGUGAGAAGACAGUACUUAAGCGAUUGCUCAAGGAAUUGUGGAAGAUAGUCAUGAAAAUACUUGAAAAGACUGUUGUGCUACCUCCUAUGACGGAUAAAACGAUGAUGUUGAAGAAUCUGACAAAUAACGCGAAGAAUUUGGCUGCGAACGCAAAGAUAGAAGACAUGACGCAACUGUUCAAGAGCACGGUCGGCAAACAGGACGUGAAGCAUGCGCUGUCCGGCGUCAUGGAUAUUUCUAAAGAGCAUUUGUCAGCUGAGAAGAGUUUAACACCGAAGCAAUGCGCAGUACUAGACGCGGCGUUGGACACCAUCAAGUUGUACUUCCACGCGGGCGGCAACGGCCUUAAGAAGACCUUCCUGGAAAAGAGUCCAGAAUUGCAAUCACUGAGAUACGCUCUCAGUCUGUACACGCAAACAACUGACACCUUAAUUAGAACGUUCGUUACCAGUCAGCAGAAUCAAGACGCUGCAGUGGCGGAGGAGGGCAGCGUGGGCGAGGUGUCGCUGCAGGUCGACCUCUUCACGCACCCUGGCACCGGCGAGCACAAGAUCACCGUCAAAGUGGUUGCCGCCAACGAUUUGAAGUGGGUGAUUGCCAGUGGCAUGUUCCGUCCAUUCAUUGAAGUCAACCUGAUCGGUCCCCACCUCGCGGAUAAGAAGAGAAAAUUCGCCACCAAGUCGAAAAGCAACAACUGGAGUCCCAAAUUCAAUGAGACUUUCCAUUUUAUGGUGAGCGCGACGGAGCAGCUGGAGUUGUUCGAGCUGCAUGUGUGUGUGCGGGACUACUGCUUCGCAAGAGAGGACCGCCUCGUGGGCCUUGCUGUCAUGAGAUUGGCGGACAUCGCUGAACAGGGUUCAUGUGCGUGCUGGUUGCCAUUGGGUACGAGAGUCAAAAUGGAUGAGACCGGGUGGACGAUACUAAGGAUUCUAUCGCAGAGGCACAGCGAUGAAGUGGCGAGAGAAUUCGUCAAGCUCAAGUCGGAAAUGAGGUCGGAGGCUCCAGCCGGCAGUCAGGCGCCUGCGUGAGAUCCACACACCGCUCUGGAUGCACGCGAGAACUUAAUUAAGAUUAUAAGGGACAAAGGAGCCAGUUGUGAUGUAGUUCCAGUUGACUUGAACGAUACGCGGCGGCUCGCGCGCGCUCUCUGCGAGGCAGUUCGCUGUACCAAAGCGCUCGACACUGAAGUGUAUCUUCCAAUAACUUCGGUAGUUUUCGGUCAGCAUUCGUUUUUUUAUUCUAUUUCGUAGACCGGAAUGAUUUUUUGUAAAUAAAUUAAUUUAAGUUUUGCGUAUAGUGAAGUAAUUUGCACAAAUUAUUUGUAUAUUUUUCAAUAGAAGCUGAUCGAUAACGGCCGGAAGCCAAUACUUCCGUUUAGGCAUUCAGCAAAAAUGGUUUAGAUUUUGUUAAAUACACAAUUAAUAACUUUUUAAAUAUUUCUAAUGUUGUUUAAUGGGAUUUUUGCAUAUUGUUGAAGACAGUUUUUACUGCAUGCCUAAAAUUAAUAAAGCCAUCGAGAACAUUCAAUUGAUUGUAUUGAUAUUUGUAUGGACCAAACUUUCGUAAAUAUGGAUGCAUUACCUAAUCCUUAAUGUUUAAUAUUAAAUCUGCAUAAUUAUUUAUCUAAUCAAUCAUCUAAUCGUUAAACUUGUACAGUAUUUUAUGGCCUUAUGUAAAUUAUUUUCUCCAUUUGUUGAAAAAUUCAUGCUUCCGUUAAGGAAUAUGUUAUAGGAGCAUUCAAAUUACGGUUGUGUGCAGCGCAGGAGAUUAACCGGUCUUCAUAUAAACUGCUUCAAAUAUACCCUCUAAUUAACAGGCUCGCUUGCCGAUUGUGCGUUUAAAUACCAUUCGGUCAUAUAUUCAAUAUAAUCCCAUCUCUUGUCCCGUUUUAUGUAAACUGUUUAAUAUUGCCUUGGUUACAAAAUUGUAAAUAAUCGACAAAAUUGUUGUUUAAAAGUUAUAGCACAUCUUUACCCUUACUUUAAUACGCUUGUCUUGUAAAAUGAUAUAUAAAUCUCCUAUGUCUUUUUGUAUAUUAUUGAAAAUUGUGAUAUUGUUAUAAAAAUAACAUAACUAUCGUGGAUGUAUGCGGGAAUAGUUUGGAACAAGUUCAUGCGUGUUUAUUGUUAAAGGCUUCGAUGUGUAGAUGUGGAGUCCGGUUGUAGCCGGAAUGAAGGAGUUAUCUGUCUCGUAUCAGUGCUCAAAUGCAUUUUGUUAUAAUCAGAUGUAGGAUAAAGAUUCUCAGUACGUGUUGAAUUUUGUUGACAAUCUCAAUUUGAGAUUUAUCUCACCAACCAGCCUUGCAUUCAGAAAUCACGUAGACUCUGGCACGUUGAAAUCUGACCUCGGAAAGUAUACGAUUUUUACGAUACUUUUGUCACUGACCAAAUCUGUUUUGAUAGUGUUUUAAGAUAUAGUAUUAAGAUGAAAAUCGCAAUACACCAACUCAAGUGAUUUAGCACAUGUUUAGAAAAGAACUGAUCGUCCAAUAAUUUAGUAGAAAAUGAAUUAAAUUAUAUUGUAGGUUGCGAACAUUAAAGAACCAGUUAAGUAGUUGAAAAUAGAUGUUGCAUUUAUUUGUUUAUAGAAUUUUAAUAUGAAAUGUUUAUUAAAGUGAGAUUAUAGAUUAAAAUGACAAAAUCGUUUAAGAUUGUCGCUCACCACACAUGUUACGUCCAGUUUACUAAGUGGUUCACUUGCCUUCAACGUUUGAACGACUUGUGGAUAUCGACGAAGGGACAUUUGAAUGUGUAAUGAGCGAUGACCUUAUAAAAGCGUUGUACAGAGUCUACGCGAUGCUGAAAGCGUAUCAGCACAUAACUUUACCCACACGGAAGUUAGAUUUUUAAAUAUUAGCAUUUAUCAUGGAUUACAUAUCUGUAGAUAGAGAAUGUGGUUUGUCUAGUCCAAAUCUCAAUAAUGUAUAUUUAAUAUUUAAUCUUCUCGUCUAUUGGAGUUUUUUUGAAUCGAAAUUUUUUUGUAACCGCGUUGACUGAAUCUAGUUUAGACGCAGUGGUUUCCUUUUAGUGUUUACGUUGGAUCAAACAUAGUUUUAAAGUUACAAUUAUUAUGUAAUUCUUUGUCCAUCGCAAUAAUUAAAGAGUUCAAAACUUUAAAUUCACGUGUGCUUAUUGGAUAACGUAUCGGUAUUUUAGGUGGGAAUUUCGAUGGAACAUGAUCGUUGACGGAUAGUAGAUCUUAAUUUCCGUCUAUUGGAAGGAAGGUUAGGUUUGUUCCGAAACAUCUCGUUUCAUUGAAGAUUAAUUCUUCAAUGUUUACAUUCACUUGUAUAUACUUACAAUCAGUAGGUACGUCCACUUCAUCAAGAAAGCAUAUUCUGAUGAUAUCUUGAUAUAUUUGUAUAAAGACGUUGUCUUUAGUAUUUAUUUCUUAGGUAUUACUAGACCUGUCCCCUUAGACAAAUUUAAUUUUUUAUUAGCGAUAUGGCUAUUAUAAUCGAAAAAAUGUAUAAGAAUGAAAACGUGACAAGCACGUGACUUAUCUAAUGUUAUUGUCAGUUAUAUAAAUUUUUGGCUUUUCGAUCAGCGAUAGUGAUAAUCGAAUGUUACUUUGUCUAAGGGGACAGGUCUCUAUGUAAAUAUAUCAAGAUUCGUGAGUGAAUAGAAGAAAAGCGCACAGUAUUCAUUCUAAUCUCAUCUUUAUGUUAAUAACAUUAAAAAAUAUUAUCACGUAAAUCUUUACCAUUCGACAAUACUUGGUAAAUACUUUUUAAGUGUAAAAUGUGAUGGAAUCAUCGCAUUCAUAUAGGCAUCUUUGUAAGUCUGUUGCGCUCCAGUUUUAGUAUUAAUAUUGUCACUAAACAUUGCAUAUAUCUUUGUAUAAAUGCAUAUAUGUAAAUGUUACAUGUUUAAACACAUUAUUGAAUUUAGAAUUUUUAUGAAAAAGUAAAUAAA
Papilio polytes (common Mormon) is the source of this 11722-nucleotide messenger RNA. It is a transcript of the gene unc-13, whose product is annotated as protein unc-13 homolog A-like. Gene Ontology annotation, biological process: neuromuscular junction development; dense core granule priming; synaptic vesicle priming. Gene Ontology annotation, cellular component: synaptic vesicle membrane; plasma membrane; presynaptic membrane. The transcript is spliced from 28 exons. Gene Ontology annotation, molecular function: diacylglycerol binding; syntaxin-1 binding; calmodulin binding. NCBI's taxonomy places the organism in Eukaryota, Metazoa, Arthropoda, Insecta, Lepidoptera, Papilionidae. Bases 626 to 8836 code for a protein of 2736 amino acids. The record is from RefSeq and is a predicted model, not a curated record.